GGUGAGGUUAUCCCUGGCAUUGGCUGCAAAUGCAUGUAUUUCAAAUCACUAUCAUAGAGACAUUAGACAUAGACUCAUAAUCAUAGCUGCUUCAACCUUAAGCAACAUUGUUUCAUAAUAAAGCUGACCACUCAUUUGCAUUUGAUCCUAUCCAAUAACAGCAAUAACGAUGAAAGCAAUGAUAGCAACGCCGGUUGUUCUCUCCGCCGCUACCUACCGUUCAUGCUCUCCGAUCAGGAUCAGCUCUUCAUUUCUAAAAGCCCCCAUCUCUCACAAGCAACGGAUAACCAUUGCUGUUCAACCAAAGUUUCAAACCUUCCGAGUGGAAGGUGCUAUGAAUCAAAAUUUGGAAGCUGUGGGAGUUGUUCCAACUUCAGUGCCGGUGCGUGUAGCGCACGAGCUUCUUCUAGCUGGGCAUAAGUAUUUGGAUGUGAGAACCCCUGAAGAGUUUGAUGCUGGACAUGCUCCUGGUGCCAUUAACAUACCCUACAUGUUCAAAGUUGGAUCAGGGAUGACAAAGAACAGCAACUUUGUUAAAGAGGCCUCCUCACAGUUUAGGAAAGAGGAUGAAAUUAUUGUUGGGUGUCAGCUUGGUAAAAGGUCUAUGAUGGCUGCUACUGACUUGUUAGCUUCUGGGUUCACUGGAGUCACAGACAUAGCUGGCGGUUAUGCUGCGUGGACCCAAACUGGACUUCCAACAGAACGGUGAAUUGGAGCUGCAGCUGUAUAUAGAAUAAGUUUUUGGUAGAGACCCACACAUGGAACUGCAAUGAGAGUUGAAGAAUCCAAAUACUGAAAAGUACAUGUAAAUGCAGAAAUGGUUAUUAAUAUAUUGCAUCAACAAUUAGAAAAAGGUUGUUCAUGGCUUGAUGUGCUGUGUUGUUGAUGAUGCCAUCACGUCCUUAUAGUUCCAAACCUUCAUUUAUAAAUGAAAAAAAUCGCCGAGCUAAAACUUAGAACAA
This is a messenger RNA of Lotus japonicus, 962 nucleotides long. Its product is annotated as thiosulfate sulfurtransferase 16, chloroplastic-like. Bases 170 to 709 code for a protein of 179 amino acids. The transcript has 7 exons. Lineage: Eukaryota; Viridiplantae; Streptophyta; Magnoliopsida; Fabales; Fabaceae. The record is from RefSeq and is a predicted model, not a curated record.